GCGGUAAUUUAUACGUGAGGAAAACGCGAACCAAGUUUUUGGCGCCGUUGUCGGGGACCAAUUUGAUUUUAUCUUUGUUGAUAGUGUUACCAAUUAUCUGACUAUUACUUUAGCUAUUUACCUGCUUUAUUUUCGAUUUCCACCUUGAUUUUAACCGAUCACUUUGUUUAUGCCCAGGCGUCGAAAUUUGGAAAUCAUACCUUACGAUCCCGAGAUUGAAAGGACGUUUCGCAGACGAAGGGCCGCGCGCAACCAACAAAGUGAACCAAUGGCCGAAGAUCAAGGAAAUCUAGAGCACCUGGCCUUUGAGUACGAUCGAGAGCCAGGACGAGAUCACGAGCAGCCAAGACCGAACCUACCACCCGAGCGAACAAUGCGAGAAUACCGAACCCCAGAUGUGAAUGAGAACUAUUCUGGAAUCAGGAAAUCGACAGAUGAGCCAAGAGCCGAUGCACGAGUCUUGGGAGAGAUUCAAGGACUUAUUACGACAAUGCCCUCAACACGGAUUCAACCCGUGGGAUCAAAUGGAGUUAUUCUACAAUGGGCUCGAUCAACCAGCCCGAUCUCUAGUCGAUGCUGCCUCAGGUGGAUCAUUGCAAAACAAGACUCCCACAGACGCUCGAGACAUUGUCUAGCGAAUGUGUGAGAAUGCUUACCAUUGGCCGUCCGAACGGAGUGGUAUACAAAAGCUGGCCGGAGUCCACCAACUAGAUCCUUUAGCCGCAGUUUCAGCACAAUUAGCUACUCUAUCAAAUCAGGUCGCCCAAUAAUCAGUUCGAGGGCCACAGACCGAACGAGUAGCAGCAGCAAGUACCUCACAAGCCACAAAUGACGAUUGGGAGCAGACACACUUUAUGAACCACCGAUUCAACAAUUUCCGGGGAACCAACAAUCAGAACCAAAACCCUACUCAUUACCACCCGGGAAUUCGGAAUCACGAGAACUUCUCCUAUGCCAAUCCAAAGAAUGUUCUACAACCACCUCCCGAUUUCAACCAUCAAAGAGAGCAACGAGGGCCAACGUAUGACGAGCGUCUUCACCGACAAGAACAGGAAAUGGAGGGCCUGAAAUCAACAAUGAAGAACAUGGAGAAGCAAAUAAGGCAAAUCGCCCAAUCCAUGUCCACAAUGGCCAAGGGCGGAUUUCUGAGCAAUGCCGAAGUCAAUCCAAAGGAAAGCUGUCAAGCCAUAACCACCCGAAGUGGUUUGCAAAUGACUGAUCCUCCUUAUCUGACAGACGAAUCACCAAAGCCAGCUGUACAACCGACCCCGGUCGAGCCAGAAAUCACCAUCUCAGGGAGUAGUACAAAAGAGGCUAGUAAGCCCAAUAACAUUUUUUUCCCUGAUAAUCCUCCUCUUUUGAUAACUCCUAUUCCUUUUCCAGAAAGACAGAAGAAGAAGAAGUUCAAGGAUCAAUUGAAGAAGUUCAUUGAAAAGAUCAAGCAGAUUCGAAUCAACAUCCCUUUUGCAGAAGCCUUGGAGGUAAUGCCAAACUACACCAAGUUCAUGAAGGAAGUCCUAUUCAAGAAAAUUCGAAUCGAAGAAGACAUACCAGUGAUUUGGGGGCAAGUAUUAAUUUGAUGCCUAUGUCUGUGUUUCUAAAACUGGGCUUACGAAAUUUGAACCGCACUCGCAUGACUUUACAACUAGCUGAUCGUUCAUUGAAAUAUCCUGAUGGGAUUGUAGAAGAUGUGCUAGUUAAAGUAGAUAAAUUCAUUUUGCCUGUUGAUUUUGUGGUACUUGAAAUGCCUGAAGAUGAUGAAGCACCAAUCAUUUUAGGUCGUCCAUUCUUAGCCACUGGUAAGGCGAUGAUUGAUAUGGAAUUAGGAUCUUUAAUGCUUAGGGUAAAUGGG
Molecule: messenger RNA, 1852 nt
Organism: Erythranthe guttata (spotted monkey flower)
Lineage: Eukaryota; Viridiplantae; Streptophyta; Magnoliopsida; Lamiales; Phrymaceae
Source: RefSeq, a predicted model, not a curated record